AUGAAUUAUUCGACGCCUCUCCUGAUUGCCCCGGCCGAGACGGUGCAGAGCUUUGCAUCGAAUCCGUUUCUUUUUCUCCCUCUUCGGCAGAAGACUGGCUCGACUGGGCAGUUCUGCCUCGCUCUGGCCUCUCAGUGUCCCAUUUUGCGGAAGUCGGCAAUUGGAGUGACGUCACCCGGCUAUGACAGACUCGUGACAUCUUCGUUCGGUUUCUUCACCGCGAAGGGGCGAUGCGACGUCGAUCAGGGUCCAGGCGUGGCGCUCGCCGAUCCGGUACCGAAGCAACCGCCAGACUCGGCCCGAGAUCUUGUCUCACUCCUUCGUCUCCCGAUUGCCGACUUCGCUGACAUGGCCGACAUCCAAUCCUACCUCGGACGCCACAACGGCAGGGACCUCGCAGUUCACGGUCACAUUUUGUUUCUUUUUGUCUUUUGCUUUGGUCUCACAACAUGA
This is a messenger RNA of Diaporthe amygdali, 453 nucleotides long. RefSeq lists its product as uncharacterized. Bases 1 to 453 code for a protein of 150 amino acids. The transcript has a single exon. Lineage: Eukaryota; Fungi; Ascomycota; Sordariomycetes; Diaporthales; Diaporthaceae. The record is from RefSeq and is a predicted model, not a curated record.